This is a messenger RNA of Solanum stenotomum, 1353 nucleotides long. Its product is annotated as cell number regulator 6-like. The record is from RefSeq and is a predicted model, not a curated record. The transcript is spliced from 5 exons. The coding region runs from base 258 to 977 and encodes 239 amino acids. Lineage: Eukaryota; Viridiplantae; Streptophyta; Magnoliopsida; Solanales; Solanaceae.
ACGCAAAAGAGUCAGCGUUUCUGCCGUACUAAGCAAAAUAGAAAAGUCCCCAAAAGGAGGAAGUAGCGAUUUUCGCGUUGUAAUAAACGCCGGAAGAUCUACAACAAGAUAAAUAAUCCCGCCCCUACCGAAUCCGAGCCUUCACUGACUUUCUCUCUUAAUACUUAGCAGUUACGCUUUUACCUCAUUUGACUCACUCUCUCGACGGAACGAAGAAUCUGCUUCACUCUACGACUGUUACAAGUUUUGCAGAUCAGAUGGCGGAAGGAGGAAAUGCGUCGAGGUAUGUGAAAUUGACGAAAGAUCAAGCGCCUCGCGAGGACAUUAAGCCCGGGGAGCUUAAUCAGCCUAUUGAUGUCCCUCAGCUAGCUGGUCGGAAGUGCCAUGAGUGUGGACAACCUCUGCCUGAGAGUUUUGAGCCUCCUGCAGAUGAGCCUUGGACAACUGGGAUUUUUGGAUGUGCAGAAGACAAAGAUAGCUGCUGGAGAGGACUUUUCUGCCCAUGUGUCUUGUUUGGGCAUAAUGUUGAGAGCCUAAGAGACGAUGAUACUCCUUGGUCUACUCCUUGCAUUUGUCAUGCCAUUUUCAUUGAGGGUGGAAUUGCUGUUGCAGCUGCUACAGCAGCAUUUCAUGGUAUUGAUCCAAGGACGUCAUUCCUCAUCUGUGAAGGUUUAUUAUUUAGUUGGUGGAUGUGUGGCAUAUACACUGGUUUGGUUCGUCAGUCACUGCAGAAGAAGUAUCAUCUCAAGAAUUCCCCCUGCGACCCCUGCAUGGUGCAUUGCUGCCUGCACUGGUGUGCCUUAUGCCAGGAGCACCGGGAGAUGAAGAGUCGUCUGUCAGAUAACGUUGCCAUGCAAAUGACAAUAGUUAACCCUCCACCUGUUCAGGAGAUGAAUGCUGCUGUCGACAACCGAGAAUCUGGACCAUCCUCUGCAAAUGGGGUCAAUCAAACUAACCUCGAGAUGCAAGCUCUAUGAAGGUUGUUCAUCGUUGCUGUCAACUUGGUAAAUCAGGUAUAGUUGAAACAAGGUGUAUUCUGCUACUGGCAGAGUCAGAUUUGGAGCUAUGUUUAUACAGAUGAAAAUGGAAAAAAGAAAGAUUUGUCUUUUUUAAAGGGGUAUGGUUCAUCAUGCAUAUAAAUUUUUUUGGUGAAACGUGGUGUUUCGUGUUCAGGAAGAAGUUAGUGGAUGGGCUUUUUAGACGCACAAACUAGGCUAUUAUAAUGUUUUUUGUUAUCUGCUGAAAAUGUUCAUGACGUUAAAGUUCUUGAACUACAUUAUGUCAUAGGUACCACCCAAUCAAUUUUCUUUUGUUCUUUAUAUAUAGCACAUUCAUAUGUUCUUAUAUAUUUAG